Molecule: messenger RNA, 800 nt
Organism: Homarus americanus (American lobster)
Lineage: Eukaryota; Metazoa; Arthropoda; Malacostraca; Decapoda; Nephropidae
Product: pro-resilin-like
Exons: 3
Coding region: 74-481 (135 amino acids)
Cellular component (GO): extracellular matrix
Source: RefSeq, a predicted model, not a curated record
UCGUUGUGCACGUCCAGGUAUAAAUAGAGGCACCAACCUGGUGAUGGGCAUCAGUUGUUAACACUACUGCACCAUGAACACUAAGAUAAUUCUCCUGCUGGCUAUGGUGGCUGUGGCUGCCGCAGACAAACGUCCUAUAUACCAUGACGACCAUGACAACCAUGACGAUCAUGACAACCAUGGCGACUAUCAUGAUAAUCAUCACUCUUACGAGCAUGGACACCCUAAGUAUGAGUUCAAGUAUAAAGUAAAAGACGAUUAUUAUAACGACUUCGGGCACCAGGAAAGCCGUGAUGGUGACAAAACCCAGGGGUCGUACUACGUGCAGCUUCCCGACGGUCGUCUCCAGACUGUGACUUAUUACGUGGACGGUUACUCAGGCUAUGUGGCUGAUGUCAAGUACGAGGGUGAAGCUCAUUACGACUCUCAUGAGUAUGGCAAGUACGACCAUACGCCCAAGUAUUCCCCUUCCUACGAGUAAGUCGAUGAAGACAGUAGAGCUUUUGUGCCCAACACCCAGGAGGUCACACCGCUAUCGCCAUCCCAUGUAAUGUAGCGACGCUAGACCCUGAGCUCAAUAGUUAUCAAUUAAUGGUUAUAAUUUUCGAAAUAAUAUCGACCUGUGAUUCGUGUUGUAAUGUCUACAUUAUUCCUGAUUUUCCUUCUUCUUCCUCUUAGUUAGUUUAGGUUACUGCUCCUCUGUUACCAGCCUCUGUGUUCAUUAUUUUCUUACUUAUUUGUUGAAUGUAAAUAGUUUGUAUGUUCUGUUAUGUUGUUAAAUUAAAAUAAUUAAAAAUAAA